CAGGUAUUGGUCCAGCUGAAAUCCUCGUCUGUCACGUUCUGACCCAAUUCAUAAUCAUGGUGGGACAAACAGUCCUGGUUCUGAUCGUAAUGUUCGCCAUCUUCCAACUAAAGUGCAUUGGCAAUCUGGCACUCGUCGUGGCCUUGACCUUGCUCCAAGGAUUGUGCGGAAUGAGUUUCGGUUUUCUUAUCUCUGCUGUUUGCACUCAGGAAAGAGACGCUGCUCAGUUGGCGUUGGGUAGUUUCUACCCCACUUUGAUGAUCAGCGGGGUCUUAUGGCCUAUUGAGGCAUUGCCGUGGGGACUAAGAUAUUUUGCUCUACUUAUGCCUCUAACAUUGGCCACAACAGCGAUGAGGUCCAUAAUGCUGCGAGGCUGGGGCUUCGGGUGGUCGGAUGUCUACCUUGGAUUUAUAGCUACAUGCGCAUGGAUCAUGACAUUUCUGAUUAUGACAUUACUGUUUCUUAGACUCAAGAACAAAUGAUUAUUUGAUUUUAAUAAUGACCCCCGGUAAUCAAAAUACGAGCCCAUAAAUUAAAUUAAGAAAUUGUUCAUAAACCACCUGGUUUAGCUACAAACACCUAUUUUUCUCAAUUGACC
Molecule: messenger RNA, 598 nt
Organism: Acanthoscelides obtectus
Lineage: Eukaryota; Metazoa; Arthropoda; Insecta; Coleoptera; Chrysomelidae
Source: the annotation of a GenBank genome assembly